GCUUCCCCUCUAACAGACACACCGCGACUGUCGGUGUCAUUUGGGGCGAGUGUACACCACGACCAGGUGCGGGAGGGCACGAACGUGUCGUUUGAGUGUCACGUGACGGCCAACCCUCCCGUGUCGGAAGUGGGCUGGAAGUACGAGCAGAAGGCCCUCACAAACAAUGUCAACAACGUGUUCAUCAGUGAUAAUACCCUAGUGUUGAGUCGUGUGGUGCGUCAGGACGCCGGCAAAUACCGGUGCGUCGCGGCCAACGCCGAGGGCGAGGGCGAGAGCGCCGACAUUCAACUCAAAGUGCUGUACGCGCCGGUAUGUCGCGCGGACCAGCGGACAAUCUACGGUGUGGCCAAACGUGAGCCAAUCCAAGUGCCUUGCGAUGUGGAGGCCGACCCGCCACAAGUGACCUUCCGGUGGAGUUUCAACAACAGCUUCGAAGUGAUUGCUGUGAAGAACUUCAUUCAGACGAAGACCCGGUCCGUCGCGACGUACGCCCCGCGGACUAAGUAUGGCUACGGAGAGCUGUACUGCUGGGCCAAGAACAAGGUGGGCGAGCAGUCGGAGCCCUGUGUGUUUCAGGUGAUCCCCGCCGGACCCCCGCAGCCCGUCCGCAACUGUCUCGUCGGCAAUCAAAGUACGGACGGACUUAUCGUGAAGUGCGACGCCGGCGAGGACGGGGGUCUCGAACAGAGUUUCUAUCUGGAGAUCUACCAGUCCGACGACGGACAGCUCCAGUCCAACUGGACGUCCACCAAAGCGCCGGUGUUUGAAGUGACCGGACUGCCCAUUGCCACCAGUUUUGUGUUAGUGCUGUACGCGGCCAACCCCAAGGGUCGGUCCAAUUAUGUCACGCUUACCGGUGCCUCAGCCAAGAGUCCCUUCAAGGAUGAGUUCACGUUAGGCGCGCUCCGUUGUCGACACAACUCGUUGUCAUCACAAGGAGGUCCGCACUCGAAGACCGGCAGCAGUACUGAUGUGGCAAACGCCGAGAACGCCAGACGUUGCGUCCAAAAUGGCAAUAUCAGCGGCGCUCAGAGUAGGCCUUCCCUUACUAAUCCAUUCAUUUGA
Messenger RNA from Oppiella nova, 1068 nucleotides. NCBI's taxonomy places the organism in Eukaryota, Metazoa, Arthropoda, Arachnida, Sarcoptiformes, Oppiidae. The record is from the annotation of a GenBank genome assembly.